CGGGAUUACCCGGAUAUCCCCGAGAGGUGUGUAUAUCGAUCUGCCCAAGGUUGGGGGGAGGGCAGCUGAGCAAGUCUGGAGCUCAACGACCGCCGAACCACCAGCAAAACAGACAAAUCAUUAAUGAAACCAACAAGACCGACAAGCAACAGACCCAACAGUCGAAGGAAGACCGACGCCUGACCGAAGCUGAACUCUCAGAACCUGGUGAUUGCUUGCCGCUUUCCGACUCCAUACAUCCAUAGAUCAAGCUCUCGGGUUGAGAAACAACAUAUUCAUACUCCAGUAUAACCACCCCUCCAGGAUGGAUGGCUCGAUAUCUUCAUUGCCCACCCAGACUACCCCUACUCCACUCGGUCUUCCCCCCUCCGAAAGCUCGCGUCCAGAUCGUCCAAAGCUACUCUUCAUGGGCCCACGCAGUGGCGGCAAGUCUUCAAUUCGAGAGGUUGUCUUCCAUAAGCUCCAGCCAGAUCAAACCCUCCAUCUCGAAACAACCAGAAGGAUCACCCAAGAUGAUAUCAAAUCUUUUAUCGAUUUCGAAAUUUGGGACUUACCUGGGCCACUGGAUUCAGACGUCCUAACCUUGCCGUUUGCACACGUCGGGGCCGUCAUCUUUGUGAUCGAUGCUCAAUCUAGUUACCUCAGUACCAUUCCACAAUUGGCUUCGACCGUCAUACAAGCAUACCAGACCAACCCAGCUCUGCACUUUGAGAUCUUCAUGCACAAGAUUGAUGCGGUUACCCCAGACUACCGAAGCGAAAUUAUUGAGCAAGUUAAGGACCGCUUGACGGACGAACUCUCAGAUCGAGAACUAUCGAUCUAUGGUGUUCCAACGAUUGCUAUCGAACUCAGUCAUCGGAUAACCUACAAACUCACCACCGUUUUUGAUUACUCCAUCUACGACGCUCUGAGUCGAGUGAUUAUGAAAAUCGUCCCUCAACAGGCCGCUCUUGAACAUCUUAUGAAUCUUCUCGCCCAGCAGAGCGGAGUAGAGAAUUGUAUUCUCUUUGACACCUGGACCAAGCUAUAUAUCGCCACGGAUUCCUCACCUACAGAAAAGCCGCUUCUCGAAAUGUGUACUGAAUUCAUGGACAUCUUCACCGACCUUUCGGAACUUUAUGGAGUCCCGCAGCAGAUUUCCCCGGUCACAAGACCUACCUCGAUGACCAAUGGAUUAGGGAAGAAUGCGCCGAUGGUUUCCACCCGCCAAGUCCCCGACAGUUCGCAUACCAAACGUAGUCUCAGUCGUGGCAGGGCAUCAGUAUUGAGCCCAGCUACUCGGUCCUCUUCGGUCGCUGUCGAUCAGAACAAAAAACCCGCAAGCCUCGCGGGUAAGCGGAUGAUCACAAGCCAGGUCAAGGUCGAUACAAGCUUUGGUGGGCCUCGCGGGAUCGGGAUGCCUGGUAUCGAACAGCCCGGACGCGUGAUCUCGUACUACGAAAUCAAUCAGUUUCUUACUCUAGUUUGUAUCACACACGAAGAAAUCAUGCGCACUCAGGGCACUCUGAUAGAAUACAAUGUCUCCCGCGUCCGAGAAAGCAUUGAAAAGAUCUUCCAAAUCACCAAUGGAACCCCAUCAAAACAUCGCCGCCGAGUCUCGUAGCCAUACUCCUUGGGUACAAUCGACCGCAACCUCCUACAACACAGCCGCCUCAAAAUUCUAAAACCCGGCUCUCAUAUCUGAUGAUUAUUGACUCGCGCAUCUUCUUUUUUCAUCGCUUCAUUUUAGAUAGUCAUAUCCAACUGAAACAAAACAAAAAAAACACAAGCAAAUAAAACAAACAAAAAUCAAGCAAGCAAAAAAAUCACUAGACAAAGUACCGAUCAUUUUCACUAAUCCAGAAUUUCUAGCUUACUCUUACCCAGGGA
Puccinia graminis f. sp. tritici CRL 75-36-700-3 is the source of this 1869-nucleotide messenger RNA. RefSeq lists its product as uncharacterized. The transcript is spliced from 8 exons. The coding region runs from base 305 to 1603 and encodes 432 amino acids. Gene Ontology annotation, molecular function: GTP binding; GTPase activity. Gene Ontology annotation, biological process: cellular response to starvation; cellular response to amino acid stimulus; regulation of autophagy. The record is from RefSeq and is a predicted model, not a curated record. Gene Ontology annotation, cellular component: fungal-type vacuole membrane; nucleus; Gtr1-Gtr2 GTPase complex. NCBI's taxonomy places the organism in Eukaryota, Fungi, Basidiomycota, Pucciniomycetes, Pucciniales, Pucciniaceae.